AUGGGGAAGAAAGCUGUAGCCGCCGCCCAGCAAAGAUUAGCCAGUGAAUUAGCUAAUGCCACCGAAGAUACCAAAUUGGAGUUAGAAUUACAAAAGCAAGCACUGGAAGAAGCCAUGGCUGCAACGAAAUUAAAAAUAAGAAAGUUGUUGAGAAAAAAGAAAAACAUACCGAAGAAGUUGUUCGAUUGCCUGCCAUGGCUGAGGGGCAUCGUUCCGAACCACAAUCGGCAACUAAGACCCCCAUUUAAUUACAAUAUUCAUGUGAAGAAGCUUUGUGUCUGGGACAUUAGAAAGCUCUACGGGAUAGGCAGUUGUUCUAGCAAUAGUGCGGCGUUUAAAAUGAUCCUCCUGGCAAUUCAACGUUGCCCUAAGUUGGAAAAAAUAUCUCUCAAAGGUUGUGAGGAACGUGGUUCUUAUCUAAGGGGAAUGUUGUCCGUUCCUUCGUUACGGGCAUUAUGUUUGCCUUUACCGUACACCGAUUCAGUGUUCGACUUGCUUUGUGCACUUUCUAGGACAGCACACAAUUUAGAAACAAUUUCCAUUAUAUCUAAUGACAAAUUCAUCCUGGAAGAAUCGCUCGAACAUGAUUGUUUGCAACUACUUAUACAAUCUCAAAAUCGACUUAAGAAAAUUAAAAUGACAAAAGUUGAGAUUAAGCUGUGUUCGCUAUUCAAAUUAUUGGAGUCACAGUCAAAUUCUCUGGAAUCAAUUGUUUUGAAAGAGUGUAUUAUCCUUAAAGACGAUCCAGAUUUUAUGCCUGGAUCAAUUACAUUUCAUCGGUUGACAAACUUGUGCAUGUCUAAGUGUGAGCUUUCAAUCGGUAUGGUUAUUGUUCGGGCACACGUACCAAAUUUAAAACGAUUUGAUGUUAUCAGAUGUGAAGCGGAUUUUGGCUGGAAUGAGUCUUGGGCCAUUUUGUAG
Paraglomus occultum is the source of this 921-nucleotide messenger RNA. The record is from the annotation of a GenBank genome assembly. NCBI's taxonomy places the organism in Eukaryota, Fungi, Glomeromycota, Glomeromycetes, Paraglomerales, Paraglomeraceae.